AUGGCCUCUUUGGUGCUCUCCCCUCCUCUUCGACCCCGCGUUCCUUUUCCUUCUUAUUUACAUCGCUUACACUCUGCUCGGUCCAUCUUAGCGAGUCCCGGUCAUGUAAACCCGAACAGCCGACGUCGCGGUAAUCCGCGCGAGUCCCUCGCCGCGAGUGUCGCGACGGAACCGCGCGUUGUCGUUCCCCUCCCGCCGGUCGAAACGGAGCGCGGAGGAGAGCAGAAGCUCGCGGCGUGGAGGAGUGUAAGGCAGGAGAGGUGGGAGGGGGAGUUGGAGGUAGAGGGGGAGAUACCACUUUGGCUGAACGGCACGUACCUCCGGAAUGGGCCGGGGGUGUGGAACAUCGACGAGCACGAGUUCCGGCACCUCUUCGACGGCUACGCCACGCUCGUCCGCCUCUCCUUCCGCGGCGGCCGCAUGGCUGCUGCCCACCGCCAGCUCGAGUCGGCGGCCUACGCGGCGGCCAAGCGCAACCGCCGCCUCUGCUACCGCGAGUUCUCCGAGGCCCCCAGGCCCGAGAACUUCCUUGCGUACGUCGGCGAGCUGGCGAGCCUCUUCUCGGGGAGCUCCCUCACCGACAACGCGAACACCGGGGUGGUCGUACUCGGCGACGGCCGCGUGCUGUGCCUGACGGAGACGGUCAAGGGGUCGAUAGAGAUCGAUCCCGACACGCUGGACACGGUCGGCAAGUUCGAGUUCUCCGACGGCCUCGGCAGCCUGAUUCACUCGGCGCACCCAGUGGUCACCGCGGAAGAGUUCGUCACCCUCUUGCCGGAUUUGCUCCGCCCCGGGUACCUGGUCGUCAGGAUGGUACCCGGGAGCAACGAGAGGAAGGUGAUCGGGAGGGUGAAUUGUCGGGGCGGGCCCGCGCCGGGGUGGGUGCACUCGUUUCCGGUGACGGAGCAUUACGUGGUGGUGCCGGAGAUGCCGCUGCGGUACUGCGCCCGGAAUCUGCUGAGGGCGGAGCCGACGCCGCUCUACAAGUUUGAAUGGCACCCGGAGAGCGGGAGCUACAUGCACGUUAUGUGCAAGGCCAGUGGCAAAAUUGUGGCAAGUGUGGAGGUGCCGCCGUUCGUGACGUUCCACUUCAUCAACGCAUACGAGGAGGAGGACGGCGACGGCCGGGUCACCGCCAUCGUCGCCGACUGCUGCGAGCACUACGCCGACACCUCCAUCCUCGAGAAACUUCGCCUCCAGAAUCUCAAAUCUUUCACUGGCCUGGACGUCCUACCUGACGCCAGGGUGGGAAGGUUCAGAAUCCCUUUGGAUGGGAGCCCAAUUGGGGAAUUGGACGCAGCACUGGACCCAAACGAGCACGGACGAGGGAUGGACAUGUGCAGCAUAAACCCAGCACACUUGGGCAAAAGAUACAGAUACUUGUACGCCUGCGGAGCCCAACGCCCCUGCAACUUCCCCAACACAGUCACGAAGGUUGAUCUUGUCGAGAAGAGGGCGAAGAACUGGCACGAAGACGGCGCGGUGCCGUCGGAGCCUUUCUUCGUGGCUAGACCGGGAGCGGUCGAGGAGGACGACGGGGUUGUUAUUUCCAUGGUGAGUUCCCAAAAUGGAGAAGGGUACGCUCUGCUUCUGGAUGGUUCCACAUUUGAAGAGAUCGCACGUGCCAAAUUCCCGUACGGCCUCCCUUACGGGUUGCACGGUUGUUGGAUCCCCAGAAAAAAUUAGCCCCUGCUGCUAACUAUAUGGCUACGAAAUAAGCUUAUAGAUUUGUCAAGCUUUUCUGUAAUUUUCC
Molecule: messenger RNA, 1753 nt
Organism: Ananas comosus (pineapple)
Lineage: Eukaryota; Viridiplantae; Streptophyta; Magnoliopsida; Poales; Bromeliaceae
Product: carotenoid cleavage dioxygenase 8 homolog B, chloroplastic
Exons: 7
Coding region: 1-1686 (561 amino acids)
Biological process (GO): carotene catabolic process
Cellular component (GO): chloroplast
Molecular function (GO): carotenoid dioxygenase activity
Source: RefSeq, a predicted model, not a curated record